Clarias gariepinus (North African catfish) is the source of this 3638-nucleotide messenger RNA. RefSeq names its product arrestin, beta 2a (gene arrb2a). Gene Ontology annotation, biological process: positive regulation of ERK1 and ERK2 cascade; signal transduction; G protein-coupled receptor internalization. Gene Ontology annotation, molecular function: angiotensin receptor binding. The record is from RefSeq and is a predicted model, not a curated record. NCBI's taxonomy places the organism in Eukaryota, Metazoa, Chordata, Actinopteri, Siluriformes, Clariidae. The transcript has 16 exons. Gene Ontology annotation, cellular component: cytoplasm. Bases 138 to 1385 code for a protein of 415 amino acids.
GCUCGGUGUCGCUGCUCUUCCUGCUGUGAUGUAGCGCAGCUGAAUUAACCGUACCGUUCGAUGUGUUUGAAUAAACUAAAUAACACUUAACCUUUAUUCAUUCGUCCGGUUUGUGAAGGUCACAUUCUCCCGGGAUUAUGGGGGACAAAGCGGGCACCCGGGUAUUUAAGAAGUCCAGUCCAAACUGCAAGAUUACAGUAUACUUGGGGAAAAGGGAUUUUGUGGAUCACUUAGAUCAGGUGGAUCCUGUAGAUGGAGUCAUACUGGUUGACCCUGAAUAUCUCAAAGACCGAAAAGUAUUCGUGACAUUAACCUGUGCCUUCCGUUAUGGACGGGAGGACCUGGACGUUCUCGGACUUUCCUUCAGGAAGGAUCUGUACAUAUCCACGUUUCAAGCUUUCCCACCGAUACCGGAGGAGCGCAAGCCCAACAGUCGUCUCCAGGAGAGACUCCUGAAGAAAUUGGGCCAGCAAGCGCAUCCUUUUCACUUUACUAUCCCACAAAAUUUGCCAUGUUCUGUUACUCUGCAGCCCGGUCCUGAGGACACUGGAAAGGCCUGUGGGGUAGAUUACGAGAUAAGAGCUUUCUGUGCCAGGUCUGUGGAGGAGAAGAUUCAUAAACGAAAUUCUGUUCGUUUAGUGAUUCGUAAAGUGCAGUACGCUCCUGAGAAGCCCGGUCCUCAGCCCAUGGUGGAGACAACACGCAGCUUCCUGAUGUCUGACCGCUCUCUGCACCUAGAGGCAUCUCUAGAUAAAGAGCUGUAUUACCACGGGGAGCCUAUCAGUGUGAACGUUCACGUCACCAACAACUCAACCAAGACCGUCAAACGAGUAAAAAUAUCAGUGCGGCAGUAUGCUGACAUCUGUCUGUUCAGCACAGCUCAGUACAAAUGUCCAGUGGCUCAACUUGAGGCAGAUGACCAGGUAUCAUCCAGCUCCACAUUCUGUAAGGUGUACACUCUCACUCCUACCUUGAACAAUAACCGAGAGAAGCGAGGGCUGGCUCUGGAUGGCAAGCUCAAGCACGAAGAUACCAACCUGGCCUCCAGCACCAUUGUUAAAGAUGGAUGUAAUAAGGAGGUUCUGGGCGUCCUGGUGUCGUACCGAGUCAAAGUGAAGCUGGUCGUCUCCCGUGGAGGACUUUUAAGCAGCUUACUGGAGAGAGAUGUCUCGGUUGAGCUGCCGUUUGUCUUAAUGCAUCCUAAACCCAUAGAUGUUCCCACUUCUCGGCCAGCCUCAGCUGUGCCAGAGGCAGACCCUCCAAUCGACACCAAUCUCAUAGAGUUUGACACAAAUAGUUUCACCCAGGACGAUGACUUGGUGUUUGAAGAUUUUGCCCGUCUGCGGUUAAAAGGAACCACUGAUGAUAAGGAUGAGGACUGCUGAGCCUUUUUUCCUCCAUCUUAUUUUUUCCCCACUCAGCCCAGAAACUUACAGCAUGAAGAAAAAAAAUCACCCAACUAAUUUACUCAUAAUGAACAAUCUUUCUUAACGAAUCUCCUUCCUGGUCGUCCUAUCCUUCUUUUGAUAAAGCAGUGUUUUGACAAACGUUUUUCCGAAUAAGUUUAAGGAAAGGUGCUGUAACUUAAAGAGCAUUGAACAAAGGAAAAGAAAAUGAACCUCCUUUUCUUAUGAAUAAAUAAUGAUCCCUUUUGCCAAGCGUCGAUGUAGGAAACCUAGAUACUGCAUUAGCCACUGUAUCCAACUACUCAGAUACGUCAUCGAUUAAGUAAGAGAGAUGCAGGUCUACGUUCAUUCGUACCAAAUUAGCUUCAUUAAAGAGACACAUUUCCAAACUUUGCAGGUAAUUAGAAGAUACCUGCACUGCCGAUAAUUUGAUUAAGCGUAACUGCUUAGAAAUGUAGGCAAAGCAGUUGGACGUCUCCUGAUAAGCAUUUGGGGAGAAAUUAUCAUGAUGCAUGAGAAGACUGGUCAAUCUUGUGCAAGCUUAAAACACAAAAUAUAAGCCUCAUGUAUACAUGGCUUUACAAACACCACAUUCAAUACAGAACAGCAGAUAGCAUUGCUAUCUCUCAGCCUUAUCUGUGCAGAGUUUUGCAUGUUCUGCCUGUAUCUGCAUAAGUUUCCUUUCGCUUAUGAUAUGCUUUAGCAGACUGGUGUCAGAACACGAGCAGAGUAACACUGUGUUGGAAGAUAACAAACAGGUGCAGUAAUUGAUUAAAGUCCAAUACACUUUUUAGUGUCACAAAAUAAAAACACAAAUAUAAGCCUCAUGUAUACAUGACUUUACAAACACCAUAUUCAAUACAGAACAGCAGAUAGCAUUAAGUGUUCAAUUAAGUUCAAUUAAGUGAAUAUCAUCUCAUGGUCAGUUAGCAGUUCGUUCUGUGUGUGGGCUGAACAAAAUCUGGUGUUUGCACCAGGUUCUGUAAACAGAAAACAAGGCAGGUGGCACAGACCACUGCCACCCAACAUUAUUCCAGCCAAUUAACAACAUUGGAGGAUAAAUAUAUAUAUAUAUAUAUAUAUAUAUAUAUAUAUAUACUCAAUUACAGGAAUGUAGAAAUGAGAGAUGGGGGAAUGGGGGCAUUGGGAGUGAGAGCAGCAAAUUGUUAGUAUCGCUUCUGAGGCGAUACUCCAGUAUCAGAUUUUUUCUGUAAUAUUCACAAGCUAUGAAGGUAAUGUCAUGAUAAACAGCCUACUUAAGUAAAUGGAAUUUAUUCCAACUAGAAAUUUUACUGCUAAACUCACUAUAUAGAUCUGUACUUGCACUACCAGUCAUUACAAUUAGAGAAUUAAUGAGGCAGAGGUGGAGAAGCCCUCACCCAUUAAACAGUUAUAAACCGUGAGCCCACCUCAUCAGCACCCGUGGCUCUCUCGCCAAGCCCGGCACACGUUCACAAAUUUGUUAAAUCUAAAUCCGCAUUCUCUUGAUUAGAGGGGUCACUGAUUCUUGUAUCUAGAUACUCUGUAGAUUUUAGAGUUGUGUCUGUUUAUCCUAAUGUGGCAUCUAGGUGUCCUACAUUGUGCCAACCUUUUGAGGUUAAAUACAAAAAAAGAUGGAUUUUGGAAAGGAAAUCCAAAUUGUGAGAAUUUCUGUUUUGUUGUGCUGUGAUAUCUUGAAGUUGAUUUUGAAACGCCUUUUUAGCUUAAUUUCUACAACGUGUUUUGACAUUAGUAAAUGCGUAUUAAUAUUCUUAAUUAUGAGUUAUCACACAAACACGAGUAUUGGGAAUUGGAGGGGAAGCAUUGUUAUGCACAACCUCUGCAUCAUGUGUCACGAAGAGCUCAUUAGCUAACAGUUAAGCAGUUUAAACAUGAUUAAUACUAAUGGGAUGUCUGUUUGUGUUGUUCAUGGCAUAAUGUGUCCAACCCUCAGGUACACUGGCUCAUUCCUUCUUCAUUCACAGAGAUGUGACAGAACCGGUGCUGGUAGGGAGUGUGCUUGAGUCGAGCACGUCAGAAGGGCGUUUACGUUUACCAUACAGCACCUUCAUGUGUAGAUAAACAUGCUACUUUUGGUAAAAAAAAAAGUCAUGAUGUCUCAGAUGGGAAAAGAAAAAUUACCUUCAUGUUAAAACAACUUUAAUAACUGUGACAUGCCAUUGUUUUCCAUUUCCUUUUUUUAUUUUAUUUCAGAAUUUAUUUAAUUUUUUUAAUAAAAUAUAAAAUGCCAAA